This is a messenger RNA of Macrosiphum euphorbiae (potato aphid), 1191 nucleotides long. The record is from the annotation of a GenBank genome assembly. NCBI's taxonomy places the organism in Eukaryota, Metazoa, Arthropoda, Insecta, Hemiptera, Aphididae.
AUGUUGUUGUCUCAAGCCCGUCGUAUGAAGUCUUCAGCAGCUGCGGUACGACGUUCGUCGCAAAUCGCCCGCCUGACGUAUCUGUUCUACUGCGUGUUCCAACUCGCCAUUUUGGGAACGGUAGCAUCCAAAAUCGACGGAGGAUGGGACACGGAGCCGAACACACAAUACCAUAUACAGACGGACGAGGGGCCCGAAAGGUAUUUCAAGUAUCAGACCAUUAGUGGUCAGUACCGUAAAGAGAGGCGACUGCAAGAUGGAAGCGUGGUCGGAACGUACGGCUGGGUAGACGCAGACGGUUAUUUGAGGCUCAACGACUACGUAGCCGAUUCGAAGGGUUACAGAAUAGUGAAGAACAAGAAGCUGUUCGUCGGCACCCAGACGCCCGUCGGUCAAGCCGUGUCGGCGGCCAAGUACGUGCCGCCGAUAGCCGGUACGGCCGUCUCGGUGUCACCGUACCGGUCGGCCACGGCCACGAUCGUCACCCGGCCGGCGGCCGUCGUAGCGGUCACCCGAGCGCCACCCAGCGAAUCUUCGUGGCGUGGUUCGCCGUUCGUGUACCCGUCCGACACCCAAUCGUCGCCACUGCGGUUCCCUGCGGCCGGGUCACCGCCGCGCUCGGUGGCCUCUCAGUUCCGGCGGCCGCAGCCUAGCACCACCGCGUCCCCCACCGUUGACUAUAACUAUUCCGUGCGGCCGGUGGACGUCAACUCGAUCGCGGGCACCGCGGACGGCGGAGACGGUGACGACGACGACGAGCGACGACGACCGUACGGACGGCGUUCGUCAUCGUCGUCGUCCACCGCGGCCACGGUCGCGGCGUCCACGGCCUCGGAACAGCAGCCGCUGUACGAGCAACCGUUGAGGCCGCACACGUUCCGGCCCGCGUACCGAAAGGUGGUGGACAUGUCAGCCAGGACGACGAUGGGACCACCGGCGGAUCAGGCGCAGUACGACGGCGUAUCGUUCGUCCGGAACGGCUUCAAGUACUACCUGCCCCGACACUACCACGAGGAACAAUCGGAUGACACGGGCGACACGCGCGCCGGCAGCUUCGGUUACGUGGACCCGUUCGGCAUCAGGCGGGUGGUCUACUACAACACGGCGCCCGGCACCGGGUUCGUGCAUCGCAAGAACAACCGUUACGUGGGCCUCGACGCCGAGCCCUACGACCCACGUCCGUCGCAGUGA